This is a messenger RNA of Corvus hawaiiensis (hawaiian crow), 1675 nucleotides long. Its product is annotated as translation initiation factor IF-2-like. The record is from RefSeq and is a predicted model, not a curated record. The transcript is spliced from 3 exons. Lineage: Eukaryota; Metazoa; Chordata; Aves; Passeriformes; Corvidae. Bases 1 to 780 code for a protein of 259 amino acids.
AUGACACUGUGUAUCAAACGGACAGCUAUCCUUGGGCGGCGCACGGCCGGGCCGCGGUGCCGGGCCGGGGCGGCGCCGAGGAGCUCCCGGGGGCAGCCUCCCCGCUCCUCCCGCCCGGCCUCGGCUGGGCCCGUCCCGCCGCCCCGCUCCCAGCUUGACCCUGUGCCAGCGGCGGGGCGGAGCGGGCCGAGAGCUGCUCUGCUUAGAGAGGCGCCCGCAGCCCCGCGCCCCCCUCUCGACCGGGACCCGACCGUCCCCUUCCUCGCAGGGAGCAGCCGGCAGAGAACGACGGCCCCCCGGGCGCCCCUCCGCCCCGCCAGAUUUGACAGCGGAUUCUCCCCCGCUCCUCUCGCCUUUCCCCCUGCGAAGUUUGUGCCGGCCUCCCGCUGCACGGGCGUGAAAACGCCUGGGAGUCGCUCAGGGAGUUGGGGCGAGGAGAAAGAAGGGGGUGGAAAUAAAACAGCAGCUGUCGCCCGCACAUCGGCAGCUCCGCCGCGGGACGUGCCCGGCCGAGCCCGGCCCGGAGCGGGGACUGCCCCCGCCUCGCCCCGCACCCCGCGCCCUCGGCCCCCGCGCUCCGUGACAGCCAUUUUGGGGGUUAGACACCUCGGUCCCCCCUGCCCCCGCCUCCAAGUUAGGGAAGCGGGAAAGGGGCCGGGAGCCGGGCCGGAGCGCUGGGAGACGACAAGAAAGUGGCCCGGAGUAGAGCCGGGGGAACAAAGAACUUCUAGCCCAAGUGGGAGAAUGAGGAAAGAACAGGAUAAAAGAAAGCCAGUUUGAUGAUCAUUUUUGGAAAUCCCUAUUAAUUCACAAGACAUAGAAGAACGCCAGAAAGUUUGGCUUAAACUGUUAUGAAUUCAUGGCAAUUUUGGGAAGUUUUUGAGCACUGAAAUAAGGACUCAGAUACAGUGAGGCCUUUGCAACAUACUGAGUCUGUGAGGUUGUCUCCACCGGCUCACUGAGGUGGAGAAAGUCCGGAUAAGCUUUUGAAGGUGACUGACACUGGAUCAAGGUCUGGAGUGUGAGUUUGGCACAGUAUGUUGCCUGAAAAUUGUGGCCAUUUCUUCCUGCCAUAAUCUCGCAGGCUAACACAGGCAAAGAACAACCGCAAGCGCUGGGAUGUGAGCGAUCUGAGAUCUAGAGGAUAGGAAACAAGACGGAUGUCAACUCUGCUCAGACCAAGAAAAGCAGCAAAGAUUUGCUGUCUCACUCAGAGGAAAAGAGACCUUUGAAGGCCUCUCUUCAGAGUGCCCUGGCAUGAAUUAAGGUAAAUUCAACGUUUACCUCAAAACUUCUGCUCCUCAAGUAUAACAAGCGGUCAACAGCAUAACCUGAUGCUAAACCUUCUGACCAAUUCCUCAGACUUUCUGACCAGUUUCUCAUUUGCAGCUGAUCAGUCAGUGAUGGCCUAUUAUAUCUAAAGCAAAGUCAGGUACAGCUGAUGAGCACAGCACUGAUCUUCCUCUAAGUGGCAAGAACUCCUGCAUCCUUCACCACUUAGCAUCAUGCCAUACAUCUGUCACAUAAGGUAACUAAUAAGCUCUGGAGCCUACUGGGAAGUUUUGUAUCGUGAUGGUUCAGGCACUUUGAAUCUCCUUCCGGAAUAACUUUUCCUGAGUGUGCUAGACACUGGAAAGCAUGCACUUUUACAGAGCAAAAGCUUAAUUAUAUAAUA